Gekko japonicus is the source of this 1902-nucleotide messenger RNA. RefSeq names its product 5',3'-nucleotidase, mitochondrial (gene NT5M). The record is from RefSeq and is a predicted model, not a curated record. NCBI's taxonomy places the organism in Eukaryota, Metazoa, Chordata, Lepidosauria, Squamata, Gekkonidae. The transcript is spliced from 5 exons. Gene Ontology annotation, molecular function: 5'-nucleotidase activity. Bases 394 to 1281 code for a protein of 295 amino acids. Gene Ontology annotation, biological process: pyrimidine deoxyribonucleotide catabolic process.
CCCCAGGAGAGGAAGGCGCAGCCGCCUCGACCGCCGCAGCAGCUGUCGGGCCGGCCUGGCGUGAAACUGACACGCUCGCGGGAAACUGACCAGCCCGCUGGCCCGGGGAGGGUUUCCUCGCGUCCCUUCCUGCGCGCGAGCUGCCCUGAAAUUGACACGGGGCAAAGGCAAUUGACAAGCCGGCGUCUCUCCCGCCUCUUUGCAGGGCACCCCCCCCGUCUGCACCCUUGCAAGACGCCCCCCCCCGUUUCCCCCUUGCGCACAGCUGCCCUCCCCAGAUGUUCAGGGCUCCGCAGAGACCGGCCUCCCUCUCCAUCCUCUCGGCCCCUUAGGGCAUGUUUUGCUGCAGAAAGUGGCGCGGGGAGGGGAGUUUCUGCAAGCCGGGGGCGGGAGAUGGACUUGGUGCUGCCGGAGAGCAGAAAGGGGGAGCAGAUCUUGGCGGCUCGGCUCGACCCCCUCGCCUCCGCCGGCGAGCGCAAUGCGCAAAGGCGCAGGGGCGGAGGAGCGAGGCGCUUGGAUGGGCUUCACCGCGCUGAUCGCCCCCAUCUCUGCCUUCCCCUCCCGCCAGCCAUGACCUUCAUGAGCCGGAUCCUGCGCCCGCAGCGAGCCAUGCGGGGCUCCCUCCCCUUCCUCGCCCUGGCCACCGGCUGCCUGUCCCCCAGGAGGGCCAGCUCGGGCAGCGCACCCCGCGGCGGGCGCCUGCGGGUCUUGGUGGACAUGGACGGGGUGCUGGCGGACUUCGAAGGGGGCUUCCUGAAGAAGUUUCGGGCCACCUACCCGGACAAGCCCUACAUCUCCCUGGAGGAUCGCAGGGGCUUCUGGGUUUCCGAGCAGUACCGGCAGCUGGAGCCAGAGCUGAGUGAAAAGGCCAUCAGCAUUUGGGAGUCCAAGAACUUCUUCAUUGACCUCGAUCCGCUCCCAGGCGCAGUGGAAGCUGUGAAGCAGAUGGCAAAUUUAGAAAAGACCGAUGUAUUCAUCUGCACGAGCCCGAUCAAGAAGUACCGCUAUUGCCCUUAUGAGAAGUACGCCUGGGUGGAGAAGCACUUGGGCCCAGAAUUCCUAGAGCAGAUCGUCCUCACCCGAGACAAAACGGUGGUCUCCGGCGACCUGCUGAUCGACGACAGACCGGAUAUCGUAGGUGCUGAGAGGAACCCCAGCUGGGAGCAGGUUCUCUUCACGGCCUGCCACAACAAACACCUGGAGCUCCCCCCUCCUCGCAGGAGGCUCCACUCGUGGACCGACGACUGGAAGGCCAUCCUGGACAGCAAGCGGGCCUCCUAGAACCGGGCUCCUCACGCCAUUCCCUUCUUCAGUUGGGCCUACUGGGCUCCCUCUGAGAGAGAGGCCCCAGAACCAGACCUUGGGCCUCCCAGGCAGAAAACUGAGAUCCUUAUCUACGGAGACAGAAAAGAACUGCGGUCCCCAGACCUAGAACCGGGCAAAAUCAGUCAAAGAGCUGCAGUAGAUGGAAGCAGCAGAUAUUCUGGGCCUUCAAGGAUACGGGUGCAGUUGCCUCUCUGUCAUCUUGUGCCUGACAGUGUCGAAUUCAGUGCCGUCGUAGCCCGUCAAGUGCCGUUCCGCUUUAUGUCUGGCCUCCAUAGUGAUGGAGACCUUUGGGUUUGUCCCUGUUGGACAACUUGCUGUUUCAAGGAGGGGGCUCAUGUUUUUCAAAACAGCCACAAGGGAAGCUGGGUUCAGUCACAAAACGGGAUGCUGAAAAAGGACAAAACAAGGUUGGAGAGCCCUCGCUUAUAACCUCAUCACUAUAUGACUCUCCGAGGCUGGAGGUGGUGCUGUCUAGACACAGGGUACUUUUAAUAUUUUGAAAGACAGCAGGUAGCAGGUAACACAACAAAAUGGCCACCAUGGAAAGUGGGUUCAGUCACAAAAUGGCCGCCAUGG